Messenger RNA from Symphalangus syndactylus (siamang), 3743 nucleotides. RefSeq names its product endogenous retrovirus group FRD member 1, envelope (gene ERVFRD-1). The record is from RefSeq and is a predicted model, not a curated record. NCBI's taxonomy places the organism in Eukaryota, Metazoa, Chordata, Mammalia, Primates, Hylobatidae. Gene Ontology annotation, biological process: syncytium formation by cell-cell fusion.
CCAUUACAGUACUGGAGACUGCCAGCUAGAUCCAUCACACCCAAGUGAAGCUGUGGAAAAGCCCUUAAACACCAGAGCCAGAACCAGCAACCUCAGCUCCGGAAUACACUUGCAAGGCACUGGAAGAUCUAAAAUUCCUCUUUAAACAAAAAGAUAAGUAAUGCCCCACCAACAUCCUUUCACCUCAAAGUAAGGUGAUCCCAAUACUAGAAAUUUUAUUGGCAACUGCUCUGAUUGUUAUCACUAUUUUAACCCUAACUUGUACACCACCAGGAGUUCCAUUGGCAGCUCGUUUUGUGACCAGUUUCUCUUAGGUCACCAUGGGCCUGCUCCUGCUGGUUCUCAUUCUCACGCCUUUACUAGCAGCCUACCGCCAUCCUGAUUUCCCGUUAUUGGAAAAAGCUCAGCAACUGCUCCAAAGUACAGGAUCCCCUUACUCUACCAAUUGCUGGUUAUGUACUAGCUCUUCCACUGAAACACCAGGGACAGCUUAUCCAGCCUCGCCCAGAGAAUGGACAAGCAUAGAGGCGGAAUUACAUAUUUCCUAUCAAUGGGACCCUAAUCUGAAAGGAUUGAUGAGGCCUGCAAAUAGCCUUCUUUCAACGGUAAAGCAAGAUUUCCCUGAUAUCCGCCAGAAACCUCCCAUUUUCGGGCCCAUCUUUACUAAUAUCAACUUAAUGGGAAUAGCCCCUAUUUGUGUUACGGCCAAAAGAAAAAAUGGAACAAAUGUAGGCACUCUUCCAAGUACAGUCUGUAAUGUUACUUUCACUGUAGAUCCUAACCAACAGACUUAUCAAACAUACACCCACAACCAAUUCCGCCAUCAACCAAGAUUCCCUAAACCUCCAAAUAUUACUUUUCCUCAGGGAACUUUGCUAGAUAAAUCCACCCGGUUUUGCCAGGGACGCCCAAGCUCAUGCAGUACUCGAAAUUUCUGGUUCCGGCCUACUGAUUAUAACCAAUGUCUGCAAAUUUCCAAUCUCAGCUCUACAGCGGAAUGGGUUCUAUUGGACCAAACUCGAAAUUCUCUUUUUUGGGAAAAUAAAACCAAGGGAGCUAACCAGAGCCAAACACCCUGCGUCCAAGUCUUAGCAGGCAUGACUAUAGCCACCAGCUACCUGGGCAUAUCAGCAGUCUCAGAAUUUUUUGGAAACUCCCUCACCCCCUUAUUUCAUUUCCAUAUCUCUACAUGCCUUAAAACUCAAGGAGCAUUUUAUAUUUGUGGCCAGUCAAUUCACCAAUGCCUCCCCAGUAACUGGACUGGAACUUGUACCAUAGGCUAUGUAACCCCGGACAUCUUCAUAGCCCCUGGCAAUCUCUCUCUUCCAAUACCAAUCUAUGGGAAGUCCCAGUUGCCCAGGGUGAGGAGGGCAAUCCAUUUCAUUCCCCUUCUCGCGGGACUCGGUAUUCUAGCUGGUACGGGAACCGGAAUUGCUGGAAUCACAAAAGCUUCCCUCACCUAUAGCCAGCUCUCAAAGGAAAUAGCCAACAACAUUGACACCAUGGCUAAAACCUUAACGACCGUGCAAGAACAAAUUGACUCUUUAGCAGCCGUAGUCCUUCAAAAUCGUCGAGGACUAGACAUGUUAACAGCAGCACAGGGAGGAAUUUGUUUGGCCUUAGAUGAAAAAUGUUGCUUUUGGGUAAAUCAGUCAGGAAAAGUACAAGACAACAUCAGACAACUCCUAAAUCAAGCCUCCAGUUUACGGGAACGAGCCACUCAGGGUUGGUUAAAUUGGGAAGGAACUUGGAAAUGGUUCUCUUGGGUUCUUCCCUUCAUAGGCCCACUUGUUAGUCUCCUACUUUUGCUCCUUUUUGGUCCAUGUCUCCUAAAUCUAAUAACUCAAUUUGUCUCCUCUCGCCUUCAGGCCAUAAAGCUCCAGACGAAUCUCAGUGCGGGAUGCCGUCCUCGCACUAUUCAAGAGUCACCCUUCUAAGGAGGACCCCUAGACUGCUCGCUAGUGGGACACGACAGAGGCGAAAUCCUGCCCCGUCUCCUGUGGACCUGGCUGGAUAUGGCUUUUGCCAAUCCACAGAGCCAUCCUGCCCUGACAGCUAGCAAGAGGCCAAGACCCACAGAACAACCACUACAGCCCCUCUGUCAGCAGGAAGCAGUUAAAGAAGACUGACCUUCGUCCAUUUUCCCAAAUAAUUGGGUCUUGGAUUCUUGAGGGGGGGAAAUGUUGGAGCAGGCAGCUAGUCAGACAUGAGCAGGGCAGGGGAGGGCCCCCUCACCAGAAAUGUCAGGUGACCAUCAGGUGACGGUCAGGCAGUUGUUAAGCUGUGUCUCUAACAUAAUAAUGGGUGGCAGCUGGUGCCAGGGAAAGAUGGCCUCCCAAUAGAUAGGAAACACCUGAAGCUGGUGAUCAGCCGCUUCCUGAUAAGAUCUCAAGAGUUGGGCACGCAGGCUCAAGCAUACACGCUAAGAGGCAAAAUAGUGGCAUUUAACUCGUAUAUGACCUUCCUUUAGGAAGGCUUGACUGGUAAGGGAAAAGCUCCUCCAGUGAACACGUGCACAACUUCAGUAAGAACACUGCACAUGUGUCCCCUCCCAAGUGCUGGCAGGCCACUGUGCAUGCAGACAGCCCGCCCCAAAGAAAAAUCAGAGCAGGAGAAAUGGAAACCCCGGAACCAUGCCAAUGUAUAAAACCCCAAGUCAAGGGCCUAGCAAGGCAAUUGCAUCUCUCAAGUUGCCCGCUUGGCUCUCUUCAAGUGCACUUUGCCUCCUUUUGUUCUUGCUCUAAAACUUUUACUCCUGCUCUAAAACUUGCCUCAGACUGCCAUGCUACCUUACGCCUCCCUGGCCAAAUUCCCUCCUCUCCUCCGGCGGGCAAGGAUGGAGUUUGCUGCAGACCCAUGGGAUUUGCUGCUGGUAACAGUUCCACCAUUUAGGUUCCAGCACCAAGCAAACUAACAUCCAACUCAGUGUAAACAGCCAAACAAAACUUAAGCUUAACCAAUCAGAAACCACCAUCUAACCUCUAACUAGGUCCUUUCAACUUUAACCAAGUAUUUUCUUUGUCUUGCUUCUGUGGGCACCUUAUAAAAAUUUCCCCCUUGUACCUCUGUAGUACAGACCCAGUUGCUCACAGUUUGGCCCUGCCUGUUCAUGAAUCACCCUUGCUCAAAUAAACUCUCUAAAAUGCUAAUGUGCCUAAGUUGACUUCUUAAUACAUCUUUGCAGAUUGUAGGAAAACCAACGAACCAGACAACCUACAAAAUUUGUUCACACUUUUCUGUAAUCAACACAUUUUACCUCAGUCUACUAUCUUUGAAAUAUGUACAUUAUCCUAAGUAAAACUGUAUUAAUCUAAGGAUAGUUUAAAUUUCUAAAACCAAAUUUAAUCUUUAAAAAUUGACUUUUUGGCCGGGCGCGGUGGCUCACGCUUGUAAUCCCAGCACUUUGGGAGGCUGAGGCGGGCGGAUCACGAGGUCAGGAGAUCGAGACUACAGUGAAACCCCGUCUCUACUAAAAAUACAAAAAAAUUAGCCGGGCAUGGUGGCGGGCGCCUGUAGUCCCAGCUACUCGGAGAGGCUGAGGCAGGAGAAUGGCGUGAACCCGGGAGGCAGAGCUAGCAGUGAGCCGAGAUCACGCCACUGCACUCCAGCCUGGGCGACAAAGCGAGAUUCCGUCUCAAAAAAAAAAAAAAAAAAAAAAAAUUGAUUUUUCAAAAGUCAAUUCAUAUACAUCCGCCUGUACUGAAGCCAUCCUCACAGGGUUAAUGAGAAUUCUGGACAGAAAC